This is a messenger RNA of Delphinapterus leucas (beluga whale), 1392 nucleotides long. The record is from RefSeq and is a predicted model, not a curated record. Lineage: Eukaryota; Metazoa; Chordata; Mammalia; Artiodactyla; Monodontidae.
AACUUUAUUGGACUUAUGAAUGCGCUCUUGGAGCAGAACUCAUUUAUAUGUAGGGGACUUACUGUAUUCUGAAUAUGAUGAAUUUGGGGACAUCCUGAACCUACCUUGAAACUUGGUCCUUCAGAGUUCCUGGAAGUCCCACUUUCCACAUAUGUAACUAGGCAUUGAGAUUUUACAACAGUCCAUGAAGCUGUACAGGAUUAUUUGAAGGUUGGAGUAGAUGGAACAUCAUUCUGGCAGAAGGAUUCCAUCGUUCAACUUGAAAGAAAUCAACAGGGCAGAGGUGUAUGAACGUAAUAGAAAUGGUAAAAGUCAUCAUCAUCGUUGUAAUGAUGUUUCAAGUUUGACAUGAGUAAGAUCAAUUAAUGAGUCUGAACAAUCUUUGCAUCAUCAUUCAUCUGUCCAACCACAGGUAAGAAUCCACAAUGGACGGGAACUCUAUGACUGUGAGCAACAUAGGAAAGACUUCAGUGAACACUGGAAAACUCAAAAUGGAGGCAACACUUAACGAGCAUAAUGAGUAUGGAAAAAGCUUCCUUACUCCACAGAAGAAAACCUCUACUGUUGAAAAGUAUUCUGUGUUUAAUCAGUGUGGAAAAGCCAUCAUCCUGACUCCAGAUAUUGUGGACGGGAAAACCAGCAUUGGAGAGAAAGCCUUGGAAUGCAGUGAUGUGGCUGACCAGAUGUCAUUUGCAUGUGAAAAUUCUCCAUAAGCCAAGUUGACGUGUCAACCAGGAGUAGCUUAUUGAAGACCCUCCUCCGUGCAUCGCUCUUGCCCCUGCUCAUCAUGUUGUACAUGUGAAUACAAGGCUCUGACCCCUUUUUUUCUCAGAAUUGAGAAACGCAGUGAGGAGCUUAGAAAGACGACAUCAUCUCUCCCAUUGAGACAACAAGCAGGCUUGGUUCCUGCUUCAAAGAAACUGAAAUAAAUUCCACAACCUCAGCAUUGCUCUCCUUUAAGACAACCCAAUGUAGUGCAGACUCGACAUGGGCCCUCUGUGUCACCCCUGAGAGACUCAGGGACAAAGGACAAAGGGAACCAAUACAAACAGGCUAACUUUCCUUGGAGGAAGGGAAUAAUCAAGUCACUGGUCCAACAGUUUUGGUGAUGGAGACGUGGCUUCCUGGAAGAGGCAGAACAGUAGUGGCCAGGCUGGGUGGAAAGACAGUAAAGCAUCUGGAAUCCAGUAAUGAAAGCUCUUCCCCAGACAUUUGCCCAUGUUUGGGGCAAGAAGAGGGAACAAGGAUCCCUGCUGUCCUACUUCUUAAUGAGGCUCAACAGUAAGUGUAUCAGUAGUUAUAUCAGUUUCCUUUUCCUUAAUUUCUUAAUCUUAUUGUAGCAUUACUUUUUAUUUAUUUAUUUUUUUUGCGGUACGCGGACCUCUCACUGCU